Molecule: messenger RNA, 858 nt
Organism: Penicillium bovifimosum
Lineage: Eukaryota; Fungi; Ascomycota; Eurotiomycetes; Eurotiales; Aspergillaceae
Product: RNA recognition motif domain-containing protein
Exons: 3
Coding region: 1-858 (285 amino acids)
Molecular function (GO): RNA binding
Source: RefSeq, a predicted model, not a curated record
AUGUCCCAAGAUCAACCGGAUGCCUUGCGCGAAGGCAGGCGUAUCUAUCUUGGCAAUCUACCUUACAAAGCUAGCCCCUACGACAUCGGGGACCUUCUUACUGGACAAGGCUUCGACAAGAUAGCUAACAUUCACCUCUCUGUUGACCCUGUUAGCGCACGAAACCCCGGAUACUGUUUUGUCGACUUUCUCGAUAAGGAGUCUGCCGACCGUGCCCUUUCCACCUUUAGUGCCACGAUCAACGGACGGCCUGUCAAGAUCGGUCCAUGCGAGCCCAAGAAGCAGCGCCUCAUUGAACGAGAAGACAAGUACGCUUUCAAGCGAUGGGGGGACUGGAACUCGCAGACCCGCAGUGGAAAUAACACUGGUGGUCAACAUGAUGGCCAGGGAAUCGAACAAGGCCCUACGGGUGCACUGACUCAUUUCAACAAUAUGGUGGAGAAUCACAAGGGGCGGAGGCUCUAUGUCGGCGGAUUAGACAAGAUGGUAGACCAAGCUGAACACAACAGAGAAGUUGCUGAUCUCCUGGCUGGCUUCAACCCAAUCGCAAUUGGCAAACGCAUCACUCCGGACGAAUACACGAGGUCUUUUCCAGGCAAACACCAUUACUGCUUUGUUGACUUUGAAUCCAAGGCGGACAUGGAUGCAGCGAUCAAAACACUCAACGGCAGAGUGCACAGGGGCGGUCGGUUGAAGGUAGUUCCAGCACGACCUAUUCCGAAGGCACUCAAGGAUAGGCAUUUGGGAUUGAUAGAGAGCCGUUUUAAACAUGAAGGAGAUAAUGUCUCCGAGACUAACGACAUGGCGGGGCCAAAGCGAGCCCUUGAAUCCAGCAACUGGCGCAGGAGGGAUGAUUGA